AUGGAACAACUUUUCAAUGACGGAAAUGGCUUUCUUAGACUAUUGCCUGACUUGAUUACUCACUUGUAUGUGCCAACACCUCUUGCGGACAGUGUUCUCAGCUACAUCGAUAACCAACUUCAAGUACUCAAUGAUGAGUUUCUGUCUACCAAAGCGCAACUUCAAACCAUCAAAGAAGAUCUCACCUCCCUACAGUCUUCAGGGACAAUCCCCAAUCCCCAACAAACUACGCGCAUCGACGAAGAUAGGAGCUUGACACUUUCACUUGUCUUUGGAGACAUCUUCACCGAUGCCAUGGAAAUAUUGUCUAAUCGGGAAAAUAUCCAUUUUUACACUGCUCACCAACCAACCCACUUAGAUAAUGAGGAAUUUGGCAACCCCCAAAGUAUGGUUGUCGUAUACGAAACUAAAGGGCCUAAACUCAACAGCAGUCUCUCGAAGCAUGCUCGAAUUGAGCUUAUUUCAAAGGUAAUUGAGCUUGAAAUAACAGAUCUUUUAGGUGAGCUCGGCCUUAAAUUCAGUUCCAGCCGGCUCUUAGAUACCCCAGUUGCCCCACAAAUCACAGAGGAAAAAAAAGAUGCAGUGGAAAAAUUGAAAGCCAAUCCCAAGGCUCAAACGACCCGUUUCUAUGUUGAUUUGCCCAAUUGGUACUGCUCGUGUGACAAACUUCAGUCAUGCUACACCAAGGACUGGCUUUCUCAGUCGCAGCCAAAAUUCACUUACCAGCAGACCACCGAAACACACGAGGUAUUUCAAGGGAUAAAUUUUGACCUGCUCGAUCCUCCGGCCAUUUGUCCUCAUAUUCUUGCUGCUCUCAUCAUACGAGUCAAUCCCAAUGCCAAUCUCUGCAAACAGGUGCUGCUUGCAAACUUUAGUAGUAUCAUAGAUUAA
Messenger RNA from Yamadazyma tenuis ATCC 10573, 891 nucleotides. RefSeq lists its product as uncharacterized. NCBI's taxonomy places the organism in Eukaryota, Fungi, Ascomycota, Pichiomycetes, Serinales, Debaryomycetaceae. The record is from RefSeq and is a predicted model, not a curated record.